Molecule: messenger RNA, 2150 nt
Organism: Acipenser ruthenus (sterlet)
Lineage: Eukaryota; Metazoa; Chordata; Actinopteri; Acipenseriformes; Acipenseridae
Product: tetraspanin-13-like
Exons: 6
Coding region: 179-790 (203 amino acids)
Cellular component (GO): membrane
Source: RefSeq, a predicted model, not a curated record
UGUAGGUGUUUCUGGUUGUGCUGCUUGAUCUACACUGCAUUCGCUGCAAGACGUUCUGUAUGCAUGUGACUGCUGUGAAAAUACUGAUAUAGGUUUUUGCAACGCUUAUCUUUUUUUUCUUCGCGUGUUAAAAUAAUCUGUUGUUCCUUCUAAUUUUUGAAUUAUUACAGCAUUCACUAUGGUUUGUGGCGGGUUUGUGUGUUCCAAGAAUGCCCUCUGCGCCCUGAACAUUCUCUACGUUAUGGUGAGUUUGUUGAUGAUUGGGAUUGCUGCUUGGGGAAAGUGGUUCGGCCUUGUUUCCAGCUUCCAGGUCGUGGGCGGAGUUAUCGGAGUCGGGGUAUUCCUCUUCCUUGUGGCAGUAGUCGGAUUGAUUGGUGCCUUGAAGCAUCACCAGGUGUUGCUGUUUUUUUACAUGAUCAUACUCUUCAUGGUGUUUGUUGUGCAGUUUUCAGUAUCCUGUGCUUGUCUUGCACUAAAUAGUGAACAACAGAACCACCUGCUUGAGGUAGGGUGGAACACUUCUGACACCACGCAAAGGGACGUUGAGAACAGUCUAGAUUGCUGUGGGUUUUCCAGUGUUAAUUACAACAAGACUUGCAGUGCUCCUUGCUUCCACAACCUUUCCUGCAAAUCAUGUGCAUCUAAAAUACAAGAGCAUACAGGAGAGGUUCUUAGAUUUGUUGGAGGAAUUGGGCUAUUCUUUAGCUUCUCUGAGAUUUUGGGAGUGUGGCUAACAUACAGGUAUAGGAACCAAAAGGAUCCCCGUGCAAAUCCAAGUGCAUUUCUGUGAUUUAAAAUCAUAAACUGUGCUAAAAAUGUUGCACUAUAUCAUUGUAUCAUGGACUUUUUCUGUAUCUAAAAUACAUUUACUUAAUUAUUGGAUGGUAACAGUUUUCAGGGGGUGGGUUAUCUUUAAAUAAAACUAUUUGUGCAGAGCUGAGACUUGAAAGCUUGGUUUGAUAUACGAUAGCACUCCUGUGAACACACUGCAUUCUACUGUGUGCUUGAGGUCUGAUCUGCUCUCAAGAAUUUUAAUGCACAAUAAGGUUCUUGUGCGAUUUGAACACUGCACUCUUUAACACUUUUGUAAGUGGAUGUUAAGCUGAAAUGCCACACCAAUCAAAUUUGCAUUUUACUGACAAUAUAAAUUUAAUUUACAAAUAUAUUUAUACCUACUUCAACUGGUAUCAACGUUUAAGAUAGGAAUAUUUGAUUUACCUUCUGUUACUUAAAACAGGACAAGUGGCUAAGCACAGUACUUGUUUCUCUGUUUUAUCUAACAAAGGCUAGAUAAAUCCAUUUUUUUCAGUUUUUUGCUUUCUUUCUAAAAGAAGACACGAUAUGUGUUACAUUGAUACAAUAACAUAUUUUGUAUAAUUUUGUGCAAUAAUAACUGCAAAAUUAAAUGCAUAAAUGUAUAUCACAGAGAAACCUUUUUAGAAGCGGGUCCACGUAAAAAAGACAAACAUUUUAUCUGUGUCACUCAUAACUACAACUUUGUAAUAAGUUAACCUACAGUAUAUUAAACCCCAUGUAUAUUAGUUUUAUGAAACUAUGGACAUUUGAUUAUUUAAAGAAACAUAAAUGAUUACCACAUCAUUACAGCAUGAGUGCAAGAAAAUUGAUUGUAUGCUGAGAAUAUAUUGUUGAAAUAUUUUUUAGUUCUGCUACUUCUGUAGAAAUGAAAGCAUAUGGAUAAAAUAAUAAAUGCCUGAUUUAAGUUUAAAAUGAUACUGCAUUUAAUUAAGAGAAAAACAGUUUCAUAUAGUUUAGUUAGAGCUGUAAUGUGCUUAAUAAAUCCUAGCUAUAGAUUUGUUUUUGGUGGGUUGAUAAGAGGUACAUUAAAAUGUGUAUGAAGGUCAAAUAUAAGCGUAGUGGUACCGUGUGCUGUUUUAUCUUUAUUCUCAUAACUGCUGUAUAAAGUAAUGGCCUUCCUUCCCUGCUCAGUAUUUUGUGAAUACCUUUGGAUCUGUAACUGGUGGAUAUGAAACACUUUUCUCAUCCUGUGAAUGAUUAAUUGGUUGAUUGUGUGUUUGCACGAAUAAAACUCCUGUAAGUGGUGUGUGCUGAUAGAAUUGGUGAUUCUGUGAAUUUUGUGGUCAUGCUGUAAUUGAAGAUUUGAAAGUAAAAAUUAUACAAUAAAUAAUUUG